Messenger RNA from Exophiala bonariae, 5025 nucleotides. RefSeq lists its product as uncharacterized. Gene Ontology annotation, biological process: nuclear pore organization. The transcript is spliced from 3 exons. Gene Ontology annotation, cellular component: nuclear pore; nuclear pore inner ring. The record is from RefSeq and is a predicted model, not a curated record. Bases 1 to 5025 code for a protein of 1674 amino acids. Gene Ontology annotation, molecular function: structural constituent of nuclear pore. NCBI's taxonomy places the organism in Eukaryota, Fungi, Ascomycota, Eurotiomycetes, Chaetothyriales, Herpotrichiellaceae.
AUGGACAGUCUGGAACGUCUCCAAGGGCUUCAUGCUGACUUGGUCGCCUUUACUGAGGGGCGGUUGGCCAACAUCGACCGACUAGUCCAGGAACUGCAGGGCACUGUGUCCGAUUUCAAGAAAUUGCUGGACAAACCGACUCCUUCAGCCGCUGAUCGCGAGAAAUAUAACAGCGGGAAAAUCGAAAUCGACGACCAGGAAUUUGGCAUCAAUGAUGAAUUCAAGCACAUCAGUCGAGCCGUCGGUACCACUUUAGACCUGGACGAGAUUGAAGCCGGGCGACUCCUCAUUCAGAAUCACGGCGAUUCCAUUUCCAAUAGCCAGUCCUUCGUCUCCCUUUCCGUGAGCGCAUUCCACAAUCGACGAGAUCUUCUUCUGCAGUCCUUGCGCAUCACAUUCGAACAAUCCCUCCUGGAAGAGCUGGACGAUAAUUACAAAGAUGCAUUAGUGGACAUCAUAGCCCAGGUGCUCGAUAUCCAGUCGGGUGUCCAAGGCAACGGGUCCUUGUUCACGAGAAAAUGCAUCGAUACUUUGGCAGACAUUGAGAAAUUCCAAGCCAGGAUCGCAGAUGCCCUUCAAAGCAAGGCUAUUCUGGGCGAACCUCGUGGAUCGGAAUUCUAUCUGACGUUCGAAUUCCAAAGAGACAGUCUCUUCAAGCAGCAUGAAGCACUGGCAUCCAUUCUUGCAUUUCUCUUUCGAGGAAAUUACACCAACGCAGAAGAUUUGCGAAAGCUACACAACGUGGUCAAAACCUGGUCCCGCCUAGAUUUUAACCUCAUUCACUACCUUCCUGCUCUAUCCUCAGCUUUCCGACUAUAUGGAGCGGCAGAAAGCGGCCAAAUCCAAGCUGAUCAGGCAGACUCCCUGAAUAAUGUUCUGGGGACGAUGCCCAAAGACUCCAUAUCAGUCGCAAAUCGCCCUUUCAAUGCGGUCCUUGUGCUAUUGUGGACUGUUGAAUACAGUGGCCGCUUUCGGGAUACGGGGGACGACCAGGACGGACAGAAGAGAAUUGAUGUCGUGAAACAUGCUCUACAAGAUGAUGCUUUGGGGUUCCUGCUACUCAUUUGUACUAGCACCAAUGCCGAUGUAUGGAGACAUCCUGCGAGACAGGAAUUGGUCGCUUUGCUUCUUAGUGAGACCGCGGCCCCUCCUUUGGACGGCGACCAGACUUCUGCCUACUUCCAGACACUGUUGAUGGAAUCCCUCGAAAACUUUGUUGAGGCUUUCAUCACUAAUAUGCCAGACUCGAUUCGUCGACUGAAAACGGAGGAGGACGACCAACGAUUGAAUCAGUUGAUCGCCAUACAGGAAGGCUUGCCACUCAAUCACCGCGAUGGAAAUGUUAGCAAGCUCCAUCUUGAAUCAUUUCUAGUUCUCAUUUCUUAUGCUUUUGAGCAGCGACCCGAAGCUUCCCUACAGUGGUGGGAGGACCCUGACAAUAAUCUCUACGGGUUUCUCCAAUGGGCAUCAUCAAGGCAGACAGUACCAAGGGUCAGCGCGUUUUGUGAACUUCUGUGCUCGAUCUCAGAGGAUCAGGAAUGUGCCGAUGCGACGCACAAGUUCCUGUUAGAUGAAUCACUGCCUACCCCCGCUCGUGGUCGGAGAAAUCCUUCGAUGAACUACAAUCAGAUGUUUGAGGUGUUAGAACUUUACGCUAACAAGGUGCAUGAACGAGUCGCAACAUCUCAAUUGCCUAAUGCCAGGAAGAUUAUACCAACAGACAUGAAUGAGUUGGAAAGUCCAGUCAUGCUUUCAUGUUAUCUCCGCCUUCUAGCCCAUCUGUGUAAGCAGCCAAGUGCGACCCGCAGCUUCAUCCUGGAAUCAAGACCAAGCUUCCCACAAUCUCUGCUUAUCUUGAGCUCUGGGCCUGUACCGAGUUAUCUAAAAGCCAGCAUAUUCGCUACAUUAGAUGCUUUACUCACGAGCAAGACCUUGCAGACGUCAACCGAGAUGUGGCAAACAUUGGACAUAUGGGCAUCAGUUGGCCAUGAGGCUCUCAGAGCUCCAGCAACACAACCAACUCAGCCUUUGAAAGCCACAACUUCGAGGUUACUAAGCACGCUCAGUUCGAUUGGACAUUCAUUUGAUCAAUAUGAUGGUUUGGUGGUAUUUCUACGAGAUCUAAUCACACCCAAUCCUCCUACAGGAUCCAGCGCAGAUUUACUGCCAUUUCCAAGUGAUCUGGGAUCAUCAUAUCGAGCUAUUGGUAUAGGACCUUACGUUGAUUUUGUAUGUGGUCAAGUCUUCGUCAAGCGGAUACCCGAACUCGUGGACGAAACACAGCGUCUUAUUGGAACCUUCCACUGCCUAGAAUUCAUAGCCGUUGGCAUAGAGGGCUUCAACGAGGAUUAUGUGGCUAUGCUGGACCGUUCUGGCGCCAACAAGCAGACGUCGUCCGAAACACCUCCCACUGCUGUCUAUGCUCAACACAGCCCGUUCGCCAGGCUUAUGCAGUGGGUCUUGAGUACCGACAUGAACAAGUUGAUCAUGGAGUUCAUGUUAGUGGAUCCCGAAAUCGUGGAGUCGACUUCUCCAGAUUCUCCCUUGCAAUUAGGUCUUCAGCGUGCUAUUGAUAUCGUCAAUAGAGUGCUUGAUUUGCAACCAACAUAUUUUGACAUCGUCAAACCACUUAUUCAAUCACAGCUUGCGCAAGAACGCACAAUCCGAUCGAGCGUUGCAUGUAUUGAGGAUGCUAUCGUGGCACACCCAAAAGUCGUUCUCAAGCUAUGCCAAUUUGCUGCAACAAACAACUCAGAAUUGUCACUUCGAUCUCUGGCACUUCUUCAAAAGCUUUCCAGUUCUGCCAAACUCAAUAACCAUUUCCUCGCCACAGAAAUUGUACGAGGCCGAUCGACAAGACUUCUGGAUGCUCUUGGUCCCAAUGCUGGCUUUGAGUUGCAGCCAGUGUCGGUAAAUUUAUCUUCGAGACUAGCAGUGGACAUGCGCGAACUUGAAGAAGGAUUUCAAUCUAUAGGCUACUUGACUAAAGACGGCGUCCUCACAUUCUUCAAUGCGUGCCUUGAAACGCAACCUGAUCUCCCAAACAUUGCCCAUCUCCUUCUCGGCUUCGACCGUAUCGGAGAACGGCUGGCACUCUCUGAUUCGCUUGAUGAGGGUACAUCAGUGUUCAACACCGUUACCGAGUUGGUUCAGGGCUAUCCAGGUGGUGAUGCUGGCGAUUUCAUAUCAUGGCUUCUUCAUAUACGGACUGUGGCGCUACACGUUUUGAGACAUUUGUGGACUUCUCGUUUGUCCAGUGAAAUCGUUCUUGGUCAGUUACGCCGGAUCCAGUUCCUGCAGGUGCAAUAUAUUCAGCAAUCGAUCAUUUCCCAAUAUACCACAUGGGAUGGUAUUUCCAUACUGCACCCAACAUUUUGGUAUACCGCAUCUGCCGAAGGCCUUGCUGAUUUCUUCGCUUAUCGCGCUUCACUCUAUCACUAUUCGACCACAGAACUGCGAUCUGCGGCUGCUGGCCACCUGAGCAAUACCCUACGCCUAGCACUAUCGACUCUCGAAGGCAAAACCAAUGACACAGAUGGGUCCCUCAUCAUGCAUGCAGACAUCUAUGCUUUAUUUGAUUUUCUGGACCUGGACCUGUCGACGACGUGUAAACCGGUUGUCGAAUUUUACAGUCAAGCAGAAUUCAGUGAUUUUAUGACGGACACAGACGAGGGGCCAACCGGACUUUACAAUCUCAAAUUGGUUCGGGAAUGGCUAAAUGCCACCAAAUCGAAUCACAUGCAAAGCAUCUACGAAUCUGCAGAAAGACGGCAGCAGAUUGAGGAAGAUAUUUCAGCAGAGGCCGCAAACAUUCUCUCCACUUUGGAAGCCGAAAAUCGUGCUACCUUUGCUCGAAAGAUGCGAGCAGAAACUCUCCAUGAGUAUGUCGAGAUGGUCAUUGCAGUCAUAGAAAGUUGCCCCAUGGACUCGGCAGCGACCUCUCAGUUCAUUCUCCGCAUGCUGCAAAUUAUGCUGCCAAAGCUUGAUGCAUACAUAGCAGACGAAUCCCCUGAUGUCUCGGAGCUUGCUCGAGCAGCCGAUGCUUUACUUUUCUCACUGUCUGGGACAUUACAAAGUAACAGUCAAACUGAGGAUAUGAUCACCGAGAGAUUGUUCCAAUUAUUCCGGGCAUCAAUCGAAGGCAUUCCAACACCGAUAUCCAUCUCAAAUGCAGGAUUGAGAACGACCUUAUACAGCAUAUGUAUUCAGUAUCUGAGUCGCCUUAUGUCCAGUAGCGACGCAGGCACUGAUAUCAUCUCAAGGUCCCGCAGGAACGCCAUGGAUUGCAUCCGAUCUGCGAGCGUCCGCCUCAUCCAAACCAUAUGUGACGAUGCAGAUGAUGGUGUCGACGCCUGUCGAAUCAAUGCGUUCAACUUGCUCGGGCUACUCGCGUCACUAGCUCGAACCGAGAAGUCCCCCUUCGUACUCAACUCGCUCGUGAAGGCCAAUGCGCUGGAGAUCCUGAUCGACCCCUUGAAAUACAUUGCGGCCGAAUUCCAAAGCGCAGAACUGGCCACCCGGCCCCAGCUCCUCUCCGUCUUCGAAGCACGCAUGCUCCUCCUCCUCCAGAUAUCCCGCAAUCGCGAAGGUGCCGGGUCACUGCUCGACGCCGGCGUGGUCUCCGUGAUCCGCGAAUCAGGCCUCUUCACAGCGGAUCCGGAUCUCGGCAUCUCCAUCCCAAGCAACACGAGCACCACCACGAACACCAUCGCGACCGAUUCGUCAUCAUCCCUGACCUUCGCCGCCGCUGCCCACUCCGCACUCAGGACAUACUACGCGCUGACCUCGUCCACCCUCCGCCUGCUCCUCUCGACAUUCACAUCGCGCGGUGCCCAAAACGAGCAGAUCCAGUAUCUCACCCGCGCGUUCCUGACCGAGUAUCGACCACACAUGGUCGGCAUGUUCAAGAAAUACGCUGGCGUCAACGGCAAAGUCGACGAGAAGAGUCGUCCUCUCCUGGCCGAGGCCGUUCGUUGCUAUACUGGAUUGGUCUCGCUUUGUGGGUUUGUUGAUGUGAGUUUCUAA